Molecule: messenger RNA, 1159 nt
Organism: Cephus cinctus (wheat stem sawfly)
Lineage: Eukaryota; Metazoa; Arthropoda; Insecta; Hymenoptera; Cephidae
Gene: FRG1
Product: protein FRG1 homolog
Exons: 5
Coding region: 291-1070 (259 amino acids)
Cellular component (GO): nucleolus; striated muscle dense body; catalytic step 2 spliceosome
Molecular function (GO): actin filament binding
Source: RefSeq, a predicted model, not a curated record
UAUUUCUAUGCUUAGUUUCUACCGUGCAGAGUUUAGAGUUAGGCAGCUUCAUCAUCGGUCAAUUCCAUAUAACUCCUAUACGUGAUUGGUUAACUCCACUCUGUUUAACCUCAGCACGGUGGAAACUAAUGUUAUAUCUAUGACUCAACUCUACUUGAGCGUGCGCCAGAAAAAUCCCGCGAUCUGGCAAGAUCUGGCAACACCCAGAGCAGGGGCAUCAUCUGUAUAAUUCAAUUUGGUUUCGAAGUGGAAUUUUUGAUCUUUUGGCAGUGUAUUUAUAAAAGUUCAGUAUGUCUGAAUACGAAAAAGUUCGCACUGGAAAACUGGUGUUAAAAGGUGAUAAAAAGAAGUCUAAGAAACGUAAACAUAAGAAACAAGGAAAAGAUGACGAAAGUGCCAAUAAUAAAGAUAAUGAUGCUUUACUUCAUGGGGGAUGGUGGAAAGCUAAAAACGUAUCUGAAAUGACGGGAACAGUAACCAUAGAAUUUGGGAAGCAAACUUACAUGAAAGCUCUUGAUAAUGGACUUUUCACUCUUGGUGCACCUCAUAAUGAAGGGGAUGGUCCGUCUCCAGAAGAAAUUCUUACAGCAUUUCCUGUUGGUGAAACGAAGAUUGCAUUGAAGUCUGGGUAUGGAAAGUAUCUUGGAGUAGACAAGAAAGGAGUAGUAGUAGGCAGAAGCGAUGCGGUUGGUGCAAUGGAACAGUGGGAACCAAUUUUUCAGGAUGGCAAACUGGCAAUCUUAGGUAACACUGGCUGUUUUAUUUCUGUAACUGAUGAAGACGAUGUGGUUUGUCAGAGUAAAACAGCAGGACCAUCUGAAUUUCUAUGUGUACGAACUAUGACACAAAGAAUUGACGACUCCGCAAAGGAUGUUCCAACAGAAGAGCAAGGCUCGCUAGCAGAUGUUGAAGUAAAUUAUGUACGUAAAUUCCAAAAAUUUCAAGAUAAAAAAUUACGCGUAAACAAAGAUGAUCGUACGCAAUUAGAAAAGGCGAAGGUCGAAGGUUCUCUACACGAAGCCUUGUUAGACAGAAGAAGCAAGAUGAAAGCCGAUCGUUAUUGUAAAUAAAGACUCGUACAUUUCGUACAAUAAUCAAUGAAUGUAAAUACAUGGUAAUGCAUUAAUUCAAAUGAUUAAAUGUUUUUAAGAAACAUAAA